Messenger RNA from Myotis daubentonii (Daubenton's bat), 4589 nucleotides. It is a transcript of the gene GRIN2B, whose product is annotated as glutamate ionotropic receptor NMDA type subunit 2B. Gene Ontology annotation, biological process: monoatomic ion transport. The record is from RefSeq and is a predicted model, not a curated record. Gene Ontology annotation, cellular component: membrane. Gene Ontology annotation, molecular function: signaling receptor activity; ligand-gated monoatomic ion channel activity. NCBI's taxonomy places the organism in Eukaryota, Metazoa, Chordata, Mammalia, Chiroptera, Vespertilionidae.
UUUAAAUUACCUUCCUUUCAUUUAUCCUUCAUCUUUCUUAUGUGGAUAUGCAAGCGAGAAGAGGAGCUUGGACAUUCCCAACAUGCUCACUCCCUUAAUCCGAUCGUCUAGAGGUUUGGCUUCUACAAACCAAGGGAGUCGACGAGUUGAAGAUGAAGCCCAGAGCAGAGUGCUGUUCACCCAAGUUUUGGCUGGUGUUGGCUGUCCUGGCCGUGUCAGGCAGCAGAGCGCGUUCUCAGAAGAGCCCCCCCAGCAUUGGCAUCGCUGUCAUCCUCGUGGGCACUUCAGACGAGGUGGCCAUCAAGGAUGCCCACGAGAAAGAUGACUUCCAUCAUCUCUCUGUGGUGCCCCGUGUGGAGCUAGUAGCCAUGAAUGAGACCGAUCCAAAGAGCAUCAUCACCCGUAUCUGUGACCUCAUGUCGGACCGAAAGAUCCAGGGGGUGGUGUUUGCUGACGACACUGACCAGGAAGCCAUCGCCCAGAUCCUUGACUUCAUUUCAGCCCAGACUCUCACCCCCAUCCUGGGCAUCCACGGGGGAUCCUCUAUGAUCAUGGCAGACAAGGAUGAAUCCUCCAUGUUCUUCCAGUUUGGCCCAUCUAUUGAACAGCAAGCUUCCGUGAUGCUCAACAUCAUGGAGGAGUAUGACUGGUACAUCUUUUCUAUCGUCACCACCUACUUCCCUGGCUACCAGGACUUUGUGAACAAGAUUCGCAGCACCAUUGAGAACAGCUUUGUGGGCUGGGAGCUAGAGGAAGUCCUCUUGCUGGACAUGUCCCUGGAUGAUGGAGAUUCCAAGAUUCAGAACCAGCUCAAGAAACUUCAAAGCCCCAUCAUUCUUCUUUAUUGUACUAAGGAAGAGGCCACCUACAUCUUUGAAGUGGCUAACUCAGUAGGGCUGACUGGCUGUGGCUACACGUGGAUUGUGCCUAGUCUGGUGGCAGGGGAUACAGACACAGUGCCCUCGGAGUUCCCCACCGGGCUCAUCUCUGUGUCCUAUGAUGAAUGGGACUAUGGCCUCCCUGCCAGAGUGAGGGAUGGAAUUGCCAUAAUCACCACCGCUGCUUCUGACAUGCUGUCUGAGCACAGCUUCAUCCCGGAGCCCAAGAGCAGUUGUUACAACACCCAUGAGAAGAGGAUCUACCAGUCCAAUAUGCUGAAUAGGUAUCUGAUCAAUGUCACUUUUGAGGGGAGAAAUCUGUCCUUCAGUGAAGAUGGCUACCAGAUGCACCCGAAACUGGUGAUAAUCCUUCUGAACAAGGAGAGGAAGUGGGAGAGGGUGGGGAAGUGGAAAGACAAGUCCCUGCAGAUGAAGUACUAUUUGUGGCCCCGAAUGUGUCCUGAGACGGAAGAGCAGGAGGAUGACCAUCUGAGCAUCGUAACGCUGGAGGAGGCUCCGUUUGUUAUUGUGGAGAGUGUGGACCCUCUGAGUGGAACCUGCAUGAGGAACACAGUCCCCUGCCAAAAACGCAUCGUCUCCGAGAAUAAAACAGAUGAGGAGCCAGGUUACAUCAAAAAAUGCUGCAAGGGCUUCUGUAUUGACAUCCUUAAGAAAAUUUCCAAAUCUGUGAAGUUCACCUAUGACCUUUACCUGGUCACCAAUGGCAAGCAUGGGAAGAAAAUCAAUGGAACCUGGAAUGGUAUGAUUGGAGAGGUGGUCAUGAAGAGGGCCUACAUGGCGGUGGGGUCACUCACCAUCAACGAGGAGCGAUCUGAGGUGGUCGACUUCUCUGUGCCCUUCAUAGAGACCGGCAUCAGUGUCAUGGUGUCACGCAGCAAUGGGACUGUCUCACCAUCUGCCUUCUUAGAGCCCUUCAGUGCUGACGUCUGGGUGAUGAUGUUUGUGAUGCUGCUCAUUGUCUCAGCUGUGGCUGUCUUUGUCUUUGAGUACUUCAGCCCUGUGGGUUAUAACAGGUGCCUCGCUGAUGGUAGAGAGCCAGGGGGCCCAUCUUUUACCAUUGGCAAAGCUAUUUGGUUACUGUGGGGCCUGGUGUUUAACAACUCCGUCCCGGUGCAGAACCCAAAGGGGACCACCUCCAAGAUCAUGGUGUCAGUAUGGGCCUUCUUCGCUGUCAUCUUCCUGGCCAGCUACACUGCCAACUUAGCUGCCUUCAUGAUCCAAGAGGAGUAUGUAGACCAGGUUUCUGGCCUGAGUGACAAAAAGUUCCAGAGACCUAAUGACUUCUCACCCCCUUUUCGCUUUGGGACGGUGCCCAAUGGCAGCACAGAGAGGAAUAUUCGCAAUAACUACGCAGAAAUGCAUGCCUACAUGGGAAAGUUCAACCAGAGGGAUGUGGAUGAUGCAUUGCUCUCCCUGAAAACAGGGAAACUGGAUGCCUUCAUCUAUGAUGCAGCAGUGCUCAACUACAUGGCAGGCAGAGACGAAGGCUGCAAGCUGGUGACCAUUGGCAGCGGGAAGGUCUUUGCUUCCACUGGGUAUGGCAUUGCCAUCCAAAAAGAUUCUGGGUGGAAACGCCAGGUGGACCUUGCUAUCCUGCAACUCUUUGGAGAUGGGGAGAUGGAGGAGCUGGAAGCUCUCUGGCUCACUGGCAUUUGCCACAAUGAGAAGAACGAGGUCAUGAGCAGCCAGUUGGACAUUGAUAACAUGGCAGGAGUCUUCUACAUGUUGGGAGCAGCCAUGGCUCUCAGCCUUAUCACCUUCAUCUGUGAACACCUUUUCUAUUGGCAGUUCCGGCACUGCUUUAUGGGUGUCUGUUCCGGCAAGCCUGGCAUGGUCUUCUCCAUCAGCAGAGGUAUCUACAGCUGCAUCCAUGGAGUGGCUAUCGAGGAGCGUCAAUCCGUGAUGAAUUCCCCGACCGCGACCAUGAAUAACACCCACUCCAACAUCCUGCGCCUGCUUCGCACGGCCAAGAACAUGGCCAACCUGUCCGGGGUGAACGGCUCGCCGCAGAGCGCCCUGGACUUCAUCCGCCGCGAGUCCUCCGUCUACGACAUCUCCGAGCACCGCCGCAGCUUCACGCAUUCCGACUGCAAGUCCUACAACAACCCGCCCUGCGAGGAGAACCUCUUCAGCGACUACAUCAGCGAGGUGGAGAGGACUUUCGGCAACCUGCAGCUGAAGGACAGCAACGUGUACCAGGACCACUAUCACCACCACCACCGGCCCCACAGCAUCGGCAGCACCAGCUCCAUCGACGGGCUCUACGACUGUGACAACCCGCCCUUCACCGCCCAGCCGCGCUCCGUCAGCAAGAAGCCCCUGGACAUCGGCCUCCCCUCCUCCAAGCACAGCCAGCUCAGUGACCUGUACGGCAAGUUCUCCUUCAAGGGUGACCGCUACGGUGGCCACGACGACCUGAUCCGCUCCGACGUGUCCGACAUCUCCACCCACACCGUCACCUACGGCAACAUCGAGGGCAACGCGGCCAAGAGGCGCAAGCAGCAGUACAAGGACAGCCUGAAGAAGCGGCCGGCCUCGGCCAAGUCCCGCCGGGAGUUCGACGAGAUCGAGCUGGCCUACCGCCGCCGGCCGCCCCGCUCCCCGGACCACAAGCGCUACUUCAGGGACAAGGAAGGGCUACGGGACUUCUACCUGGACCAGUUCCGCACCAAGGAGAACUCGCCUCACUGGGAGCACGUGGACCUGACCGACAUCUACAAGGAGCGGAGCGACUCGGUCAGCGGAGGCGGGCCCUGUACCAACAGGUCUCACCUCAAACACGGGGCCGGGGACAAACACGGCGUGGUCGGCGGGGUCCCGGCGCCUUGGGAGAAGAACCUGACCAACGUGGAGUGGGAGGACCGCUCCGGGGGCAACUUCUGCCGCAGCUGCCCCUCGAAGCUGCACAACUACUCCUCGUCGGUGGGAGGGCAGAACUCGGGGCGGCAGGCGUGCAUCCGCUGCGAGGCUUGCAAGAAAGCGGGCAAUCUGUAUGACAUCAGCGAGGACAACUCCCUGCAGGAGCUGGACCAGCCGGCGGCCCCGGUGGCCGUGACGUCCAACGCCUCCACCACCAAGUACCCCCAGAGCCCCACCAACUCCAAGGCCCAGAAGAAGAACCGGAACAAGCUCCGCCGGCAGCACUCCUACGACACCUUCGUGGAUCUGCAGAAGGAAGAAGCCGCCUUGGCCCCACGCAGUGUGAGCCUGAAAGACAAGGGCCGGUUCGUGGAUGGGAGUCCCUACGCCCACAUGUUUGAGAUGCCAGCUGGCGAGAGCACCUUUGCCAACAACAAGUCCUCAGUGCCCACUGCCGGACACCACCACAACAACCCCGGCGGCGGCUACAUGCUCAGCAAGUCGCUCUACCCUGACCGGGUCACGCAAAACCCUUUCAUCCCCACUUUUGGGGACGACCAGUGCUUGCUCCAUGGCAGCAAAUCCUACUUCUUCAGGCAGCCCUCGGUGCCAGGGGCGCCAAAAGCCAGGCCGGACUUCCGCGCCCUUGUCACCACCAAGCCAGUGGUCUCGGCCCUUCAUGGGGCUGUGCCAGGCCGUUUCCAGAAAGACAUCUGUAUAGGGAACCAGUCCAACCCCUGUGUGCCUAACAACAAAAACCCCAGGGCUUUCAAUGGCUCCAGCAAUGGUCAUGUUUAUGAGAAACUUUCUAGUAUUGAGUCUGAUGUCUGA